AUUACCACUGAACCUACAACAACUGAACCUCCCACAACUACUACAUCUCCAACAACUACAUCACCAACUACAACUGAACCUCCCACAACUACUACAUCACCGACAACAACUGAAUCUCCCACAACUACUACAACAUCCACUUCCACCGAAACUCCCACAACUACUACAUCAUCAACUACAACUGAACCUCCCACAACCACUACAUCACCAACUUUAACUGAACCUCCCACAACCACUACAUCACCAACUACAACUGAACCUCCCACAACCACUACAUCACCGACUACAACUAAAUCUCCCACAACUACUACAUCAUCCACUACCACUGAACCUCCCACAACUACUACAUCUCCAACAACUGAACCUCCCACGACAACUACAUCUCCAACAAUAACUGAAUCUCCCACAACUGAACCUCCCACAACUACUACAUCACCGACUACAACUGAAUUUCCAACAACCACUACAGCACCGACUACAACUGAACCACCCACAACCACGACAUCACCGACUACAACUGAACCUCCCACAACCACUUCAUCUCCAACAACUGAACCUCCCACAACUGCGACAUCACCGUCUACAACUGAACCUCCCUCAACCACUACAUCUCCAACAAAUGAACCUCCCACAACUACUACAUCUCCAACAACAACUACAUCCCUCAUUUCCACUGAACCUCCUACAACUACUACAUCUCCAACAAAUGAACCUCCCACAACUGCUACAUCACCCACUACUACUGAACCUCCCACAACCACUACAUCCCCGACUACAACUGAACCUCCCACAACUACUACAUCAUCCACUACCACUGAACCUCCUACAACUACUACAUCUUCAACAAUUGAACCUUCCACAACAACUACAUCACUGACUACAACUGAACCUUCUACAACCACUACAUCACCGACUACAACUGAAUCUCCCACUACUACUACAUCAACAACUGAACCUCCCUCAAAAACGACAUCGCCAACUACAACUGAACCUCCCACAACUACUACAUCAUCCACUACCACUGAACCUCCUACAACUACUACAUCUUCAACAAUUGAACCUUCCACGACAACUACAUCACUGACUACAACUGAAUCUCCCACAACUACUACAUCAACAACAACUACAUCACCCAUUACCACUGAACCUCCUACAACUACGAUAUCACCUACUACCACUGAACCUCUCAUUACCACUACAUCUCCAACAACUGAACCUCCCACAACUACUGCAUCACCUAGUGCAACAACCACUACAACUUCUGCAGCCACCUCCACAGCUGAAACUAGUGAAGCAGCUACUACUACUACCACCACCACUAAUACUACUACUACUGCCACCACUACUACUGCAGGAUUUGCUACAGAAACCACAUCACUUAUUAAUGUUGCUGCUCCUGAACAAGCAGAUAAAACUAAGGGGUUCACUACUGAUCGACAUCAGAAUCAACACUCAUUGAAAGCAAAGGACAAUCUUGUAGACAACCGGAGGUCCAUGAACACCAUUGCUUUCACAGGGCUUUUAGUGGUUGUCUAG
This is a messenger RNA of Bufo bufo (common toad), 1536 nucleotides long. RefSeq names its product mucin-2-like. The annotation marks the transcript as partial. The transcript has 2 exons. The record is from RefSeq and is a predicted model, not a curated record. NCBI's taxonomy places the organism in Eukaryota, Metazoa, Chordata, Amphibia, Anura, Bufonidae.